GCUACGCCUGCGAUCUUGCAAGAAGCGUCUCGCAACCAACCCUCGGCUAACAGACCAAAAUUGCCUCCGUCGCUUGCAUCUCUUCUAGGUUCGGCAGCAGCCCAAAUCCUUACACAUGGCGUCUCAGAUGAACGUGCGUCGCAGCGCUGGCCAGCGCCAGUCGCAGCGCUCCGGAGCUGGCCCCUGCAUCGUGGCGAGCUACCGUCUCACGCACCACCGCGGCGCUAACGCGACGCCAUAUGGGCAAGCGUGCCUGGCGAUUCGCGUGCAGGAGCAGCGUCGGGAGCAGUCGCUGCUCAUGUGCCGGUCCACACCAGUUGAGGCCCCUGCCGCACCCGCGGCGGAGGCACCCACCGCUGACGCCGACCCCGCCUCCAUGGACAUUCGCGUGGGCAAGAUCGUGAAGGUUGAGAAGCACCCAGAGGCGGACAGCCUGUACGUGGAGCAGAUUGACGUGGGCGAGCCCGAGCCGCGCACCAUCGUGUCGGGCCUGGUCAAGUUCGUGCCAGUGGAGGAGAUGCAGGACCGCAAGGUUAUCGUGCUCUGUAACCUCAAAGCGCGCAACAUGCGCGGCAUCAAGUCCAACGGCAUGGUGCUGUGCGCCUCCAACGAUGCCCACGAUGUGGUGGAGCCGCUGGCGCCGCCCGCUGAGGCGCCGGUGGGCGAGCGCGUGUAUUUCGGCGAGGCUGGCAAGACCCAGGCUGCACCCGCGGAGCCGAACCGCGUGCAGAAGAAGAAGCUGUGGGAGGCUGUGCAGCCGCUGCUCAAGACGGACAGCGAGGCAACGGCGCGGUUCAAGGACGACGUCAUGUUCACCAGUGCAGGGCCCGUGCGCGCCGCCAGCCUCAAGGGCGCCACAAUCGCCUAAGAAGUACCGGUAUUGGACAGUGAUGUAUGGGGUCCCUGCUGAUAAUGGGAGUGGUGCAACCUGGGGGCCUGAAUACGCGCCGGACGGUGCAUGGCACUGUGUGCAGGCGGGGUGAGCUGCUUGAUGCUCAUGAUUAGGUUUGUAUUACCGCAUUCCGUAUGUACGGUAACGAGCCUGUUGAGUACAUGUGGGGGGUCAUUAAUAAAGAAUGGGGAUGUUACAGAGGGUCCUUAAUAAAGGAGUGAAGAGUCAUCAAGGAUGGUGUGUCUAUGUGUGUUUGUAACUUGACUGGCCACCUGACAGAGGCGAGAUGUCAUCGGGCUACCGCUGAGUGCUGUUAGCAUGCAGGUAGGUAAAGCAGCGCUGCUUUGUCACCGCAUCGUGCUUCCCUGCUUCUUCCCUGGUAAGGGUCGCAGUGCUGGCAAUAGCACAGGCAAUACCUCUCCUGAUACUGACGGAUCCAGGCUCAGGCAUGAUUCACACACACGAUCCUUCGGAAGGCAGACUUCAAGGGGUGGCACGACGGGCAUUCGUGCGCCAGUAGAGCUGGCGGCAUCCGCCAGUAAUGCGGCUAGGUAAGGAACUGCUAGAUGUCGGGCAGUCGCGUCACGGCCACGUGCCAGUCUGUCUCGGUCACCGUGACUUCAGUCAGGGCGCGCUGUAACAUAGCUAUCGA
Chlamydomonas reinhardtii is the source of this 1544-nucleotide messenger RNA. RefSeq lists its product as uncharacterized. The record is from RefSeq and is a predicted model, not a curated record. Gene Ontology annotation, molecular function: tRNA binding. Lineage: Eukaryota; Viridiplantae; Chlorophyta; Chlorophyceae; Chlamydomonadales; Chlamydomonadaceae. The transcript is spliced from 4 exons. Bases 116 to 868 code for a protein of 250 amino acids.